Messenger RNA from Grosmannia clavigera kw1407, 963 nucleotides. RefSeq names its product arv1-like protein. Gene Ontology annotation, biological process: regulation of plasma membrane sterol distribution; sphingolipid metabolic process; sterol metabolic process. The transcript has 2 exons. Gene Ontology annotation, cellular component: Golgi apparatus; cortical endoplasmic reticulum. The record is from RefSeq and is a predicted model, not a curated record. Bases 1 to 963 code for a protein of 320 amino acids. NCBI's taxonomy places the organism in Eukaryota, Fungi, Ascomycota, Sordariomycetes, Ophiostomatales, Ophiostomataceae.
AUGCCCAUCUGCAUCGAGUGCCAGCACCCGGUGCAGACUCUCUGGACGCAGUACUCGGGUGCCGGCGACGGAUCCAGCGGACACAACAUCCGGCUGACGGUGUGCCGCAACUGCGGCCGGUUCUGCGACAAGUAUGUCGAGCAUGACUUUGUCGUCAUCUUCAUCGACCUCGUCCUCAUCAAGCCGCAGGUGUACCGCCACCUGCUGCACAACACGCUGAUGGGCGAUCUGGACAAGUUUGAUCCCUCGAUCAUCCGGCUCGGCGUCCUCCUCCUCCUCUUCGACGUCUACCUCACCUGGGCCCGCAUCGAGAAGCAGUCGAGCCCGACAGGCGGCCACGACGGCAGCAACACCACGGCCGCCCUCGCAACAUCGUCGUCUUCGUGUUCGUCUUCGUCCGCUCCAUCUUCCGCUGCCGCUGCUGCCUCCCUGCUCCGGGCCGAGGGCAGCUUCGGCCGGCUCGCCCAGCAGCCCAUCGUGCUGCAGUAUCUCUUCUUCCUCGGGCUCUGCUCGCUCUCGACGCUGGCCUUCCACCUGGCCAUCCGGUUCCUGGCAUCGUCCCCGCUGUCCCCGCUCGUGUUCUGCGGCCUGCUGCCCGCUUUUCCGCGCCCCAACUCCGUCUCGACCGCGCUGCUGGUCAGCUCCUCGACCAAGCUGUUCCCCAUCCUCAUGGUCAUCUGGGACUACGACGUGCCCGCCGCCGCCCGCUCGCUCGGCUGGGCCGUCGUCGUCAACAACAUCGAGGCCCUCAAGAUCCUGCUCGACUGCGGCACCGGCAUGGCCGCCGUGCUCGCCAUGGCCGGCGCCCUCAGCCGCUGGGCCAUUGGCCGCGCCGUGCUCUGGGCUGCUGGACUCGGCGCCGUCGACGGCGCCGGCGAGAGCAGCGUCGCCGAGGAUGGCCGCGCUCUGUGGGCUGUCGUGCUCAUGGUCAGGGACUGGGCUGGACGGCUCGCCGUUGGCUGA